AUAUCUCAUUGCAUCGUUAAUAAAUCAAAUCUGUUUUCAUUGGAAUCUUUCACUAGGCUAAGCGCUUUCAUCAUCAACCAUCCUGAUGAGGUCCACUAUAUCACAUCUCCUUUCUCCGACGUUACUGCCUCCUCCCCUUAACAUUCGCCGGAAAACUCCAACUUUUCCGCUGAAGAACUCGCGAAAAUUUUCGAGUAGCAGUAGAACAAGGACCUCAGAAAUACAACUCAAAGUAUCAUCAUCAUCAUCAGAAAAUCAAACGGUCACUUUUGCACCAUCACCAACAAGGAAAGACGAUGAUGAUGUUGAUGAUUCCGAUGUAUUACCGUCUGCAUCGGAUGUAGUGAGGAGCUUUUAUAAAGGAAUCAACGAUCGCGAUCUCGGCUCCGUGGAGGAGUUAAUUGCAGAGAAGUGUGUGUACGAAGAUCUUAUCUUUCCGCGGCCGUUCGUUGGUCGGAAGGCAAUAUUAGAGUUCUUUAAGAAGUUCAUUGAUUCAUUCAGCAAGGACCUCCAAUUCGCUAUUGAAGAUAUCUCUGCUGAGGAUUCCUUAGCAGUUGGAGUCACAUGGCAUUUAGAAUGGAAGGGAAAGGCAUUCCCAUUUAGCAAAGGAUGCAGCUUUUAUAGGCUAGAGGUCAUCAACGGCACAAGACAAAUAAUUUACGGUCGGGACAUUGUUGAACCGGCAAUCAAGCCUGGAGAGGCAGCUCUGGUUGCCAUCCAGGGUGUAGUUUGGUUGCUGCAACGCUUCCCUCAGCUGGCAGAUCAGCUAUGAAUGAUAAGCCUCUCCAAGAUUUGUAAUUAUACCCUUUACUUGCAAAGUUAAAAAAUAAACAAUAUUAAUCAAUUUAUGUAUGGAAAGAUUAUUAGUAAAAUUCUCAAAGGGUAGAAAAUAAUUUCUUAUUAAAAGAGUCAUUUUUCCUUCAGAAUGACUUAAAUUUUAUUUUUACCAAGAAAAUAUUUCUAUUGAUUAAUUUUC
Manihot esculenta (cassava) is the source of this 976-nucleotide messenger RNA. RefSeq lists its product as uncharacterized. The transcript has 5 exons. The record is from RefSeq and is a predicted model, not a curated record. NCBI's taxonomy places the organism in Eukaryota, Viridiplantae, Streptophyta, Magnoliopsida, Malpighiales, Euphorbiaceae. Bases 86 to 772 code for a protein of 228 amino acids.